Molecule: messenger RNA, 749 nt
Organism: Capsella rubella
Lineage: Eukaryota; Viridiplantae; Streptophyta; Magnoliopsida; Brassicales; Brassicaceae
Product: outer envelope pore protein 16-2, chloroplastic
Exons: 7
Coding region: 42-569 (175 amino acids)
Cellular component (GO): chloroplast outer membrane
Molecular function (GO): amino acid transmembrane transporter activity
Source: RefSeq, a predicted model, not a curated record
AAACUGAAAAGAUAGAGAAAGCAAGAAAGAUUAAAAAAAAAAUGGAGAAGAGUGGAGGAAGAAUGGUGAUGGAUGAGAUAAGAAGCUUUGAGAAGGCACACUUGUUCGAUCUUGGUCAUCCUCUUCUUAACCGUAUCGCUGAUUCCUUCGUCAAAGCCGCCGGAGUGGGAGCUUUGCAAGCCGUGUCAAGGGAAGCUUACUUUACGGUGGUUGAUGGGGCAGGGUUUGACUCGAACAACGUCGGUCCACCGUCGGAGAGCAAGAAACAUAGGUUCCCUAAUCUCAGAGGGGAAAGCAGCAAAUCUCUAGAUGCCUUGGUGAAGAACACGGGAAAAGAGUCUCUCCAAUGGGGGCUAGCAGCUGGGUUGUACUCAGGUAUCACUUACGGUAUGAAGGAAGUUCGGGGAGGAGCUCAUGAUUGGAAGAACAGCGCGGUGGCUGGAGCAUUGACAGGGGCGGCAAUGGCUAUGACGACCUCGGAUAGGACAAGCCAUGAGCAGGUGGUCCAGUCUGCUCUCACCGGAGCAGCCAUUUCCACAGCUGCUAAUCUCCUUUCUAGCGUUUUCUAGGUGAUUUUCAUUAGAAUUGUAAGGGUUGUUUUUAUUUUGUAUCAGUUAUGUUUCUUUUUAGAAAAAAAGGAUAAAACAAAUUCUCCAAUGGUCUACUAAGACCUUUUUGUCUUUCAAAGUUUGAAACUCUGAAGCCAGAGAUCUCUACUCCAUCUUUCAAGAAUAUUACUUUGGAAUCUA